CCAGCUCUGACUGAAGGUUAUGUUGGCUCUCUGCAUGAAAACAGACAUGGUAGUUCUGUGCAGAUACGGAGGCGAAAGGCUUCGGGGGAUCCUUAUUGGGCAUACUCGGGUACCUAUGGUCCUGAGCACUGGGUUACUUCCAGUGAGAAGUGCGGAGGGUCUCACCAGUCUCCCAUAGACAUUGUAGACCAUCAGGCGCAUGUUGGAGAUGAGUAUCAAGAACUGCAGCUUGAUGGUUUCGACAAUGAAUCUUCGAACAAGACUUGGAUGAAAAACACAGGAAAAACGGUUGCUAUCCUGCUGAAGGACGAUUAUUUUGUCAGCGGUGCUGGGUUGCCGGGCAGAUUCAAGGCAGAGAAAGUGGAGUUUCACUGGGGUCAAAGCAACGGAUCGGCUGGCUCUGAGCACAGCAUCAAUGGCAAGAGGUUCCCUGUUGAGAUGCAGAUUUACUUCUACAAUCCUGAUGACUUUGACAGUUUUGGAACAGCAGUUCUAGAAAACAGGGUAGUAGGAGCCAUGGCCGUGUUUUUUCAAGUCAGUCAGAGGGACAAUCCAGCACUGGAUCCCAUUAUCCAUGGGUUGAAGGGCGUCGUACAUCACGAGAAGGAGACCUUUCUGGAUCCCUUUGUGCUGAGGGACCUUCUGCCGACAUCGCUGGGGAGUUACUACCGCUACGCAGGUUCUCUGACUACUCCUCCAUGUAGUGAGAUCGUGGAAUGGAUCAUUUUUCGGAAGCCUGUUCCCAUUUCUUACCAUCAGCUGGAGGCGUUCUACUCCAUAUUCACCACCGAACAGCAAGACCAUGUCAAGUCCGUGGAGUACCUGAGGAAUAACUUCCGACCGCAGCAAAGCCUGAACAACAGGAAGGUGUCUAAGUCUGCUGUGAAGGAUGCUUGGAGCCAAGACAUGACAGACAUCUUGGAAAAUCCAUUUGGCACAGAAGCUUCCAAAGCUUGCAGCACUCCCCCGGUCAACAUGAAAGUGCAGCCUGUGAACAGGACAGCAUUACUUGUAACCUGGAACCAACCAGAAACCAUCUACCACCCUCCGAUCAUGAACUACAUGAUCUCAUAUAGCUGGACUAAAAAUGAAGACGAAAAGGAGAAGACUUUCACCAAGGACAGUGACAAGGACCUGAAGGCCAUCAUUAGCCAUGUCUCACCUGACAUCCUUUAUCUGUUCAGAGUUCAAGCAGUUUGCCGAAAUGAAAUGCGUAGUGACUUUAGCCAGACUAUGCUCUUUCAAGCUAACACUACUCGAAUUUUCGAGGGGACCAGAAUUGUGAAAACAGGAGUGCCCACAGCAUCUCCUGCCUCCUCAGCCGACAUGGCUCCCAUCAGCUCUGGCUCCUCCACCUGGACCUCCUCGGGGCUCCCCUUCUCCUUCGUGUCCAUGGCCACAGGGAUGGGGCCUUCCUCCAGCGGCAGCCAGGCCACCGUGGCCUCAGUGGUGACCAGCACCUUGCUGGCAGGGCUGGGCUUCAGCGGUGGUGGCAUCUCCUCCUUCCCUAGCAAGCGGGACUCGGCGCUGACGAAGGACGGUGAGGGAGCCGAGGAGGGGGAGAAGGAUGAAAAGAGUGAAAGCGAGGAUGGGGAGCGGGAGCAUGAGGAAGAGGAAGAAAAGGAUGCUGAGAAGAAGGAGAAAAACAGGGUGACAGCAGCCACGGAGGCACGCAAUAGCACGGAGCCCAACGUGACCACGGCUUCCCCCAACCGGACUGCCGAGGAGGAAGGAAAUAAAACCAUAUCGGGUGAAGAGCCAAACCAAAACGUUGCCCCCACAGCUGGAGGUCCCGCAGAGGAGAGCUUUGCCGAAGCAGACACUCAGCCCCAGCCGCUCCCUUCCACCCAAGUGCCGCCAGCGUUCACCAACGAACUUUACCUGGGGAAGAUCCCAAGAAGACCAGAGACAACAAGAAAACCUCCUCCAAAGGAGGACAGGUUUCCUGAGGAAUACCCCUCAGAUAACAAAUUCAUCACCAUUAACCCAGCUGACAAGAACAGCUCCAGCAUGGCCACGAGACCUUCUCCUGGUAAAAUGGAAUGGAUCAUCCCGCUUAUUGUGGUCUCAGCACUGACCUUCGUGUGCCUCAUUCUUCUCAUUGCUGUGCUUGUCUACUGGAGAAAGUGUUUUCAGACUGCCCAUUUCUAUGUGGAGGACAGCAGUUCCCCCCAUGUGGUCCCCAAUGAAAGUAUUCCCAUUAUACCUAUUCCAGAUGAUAUGGAAGCAAUUCCAGUCAAGCAGUUCGUUAAACACAUCAGUGAGCUAUAUUCUAAUAACCAGCAUGGGUUCUCGGAAGACUUUGAGGAAGUGCAGCGCUGUACGGCUGACAUGAACAUCACUGCAGAGCAUUCCAACCACCCCGACAACAAGCACAAGAACAGAUACAUCAACAUCCUAGCCUAUGAUCACAGCAGGGUGAAGCUAAGGCCUUUACCAGGAAAAGAUUCUAAGCACAGUGACUACAUUAAUGCUAAUUAUGUAGAUGGUUACAACAAAGCAAAAGCCUACAUUGCUACCCAGGGACCUUUAAAGUCUACCUUUGAAGAUUUCUGGAGGAUGAUUUGGGAACAAAAUACUGGAAUCAUUGUCAUGAUCACAAACCUUGUUGAAAAAGGAAGAAGAAAAUGUGAUCAGUACUGGCCGUCAGAGAACAGUGAGGAGUAUGGCAACAUAAUCGUCACGCUGAAGAGCACAAACAUUCAUGCCUGCUACACUGUGCGCCGCUUCACAGUCAGGAACACAAAGAUGAAAAAGGGUCAGAAAGGAAACCCCAAAGGGCGGCAGAACGAGAGAACAGUUAUUCAGUAUCACUACACUCAGUGGCCUGACAUGGGUGUGCCGGAGUACGCUCUGCCUGUGCUAACCUUCGUUAGGAGAUCCUCCGCAGCCAGAACCCCGGACAUGGGACCAGUGCUGGUGCACUGCAGUGCUGGUGUUGGCAGAACUGGUACCUACAUUGUGAUAGACAGUAUGCUGCAACAGAUAAAAGACAAAAGCACAGUUAACGUCCUGGGUUUCCUGAAACAUAUCAGGACACAGCGCAACUACCUCGUCCAGACAGAGGAGCAGUACAUUUUUAUUCAUGAUGCCUUGUUGGAAGCCAUCCUUGGGAAGGAGACUGAAGUAUCUGCAAACCAGCUGCAUAGUUAUGUUAACAGCAUCCUCAUACCUGGCAUAGGAGGGAAGACGCGACUAGAAAAACAGUUCAAGCUGGUUACACAGUGUAAUGCAAAAUACGUGGAAUGCUUCAGUGCUCAGAAAGACUGCAACAAAGAGAAGAACAGGAACUCAUCAGUUGUGCCGUCUGAGCGUGCUAGAGUGGGCUUGGCACCGCUGCCUGGAAUGAAGGGAACAGAUUACAUUAAUGCCUCUUAUAUCAUGGGCUACUACAGGAGUAACGAGUUCAUCAUAACCCAACAUCCGCUGCCACAUACGACUAAAGAUUUCUGGCGAAUGAUCUGGGAUCACAAUGCACAGAUCAUCGUCAUGCUGCCGGACAACCAGAGCCUGGCAGAAGAUGAGUUUGUGUACUGGCCAAGUCGCGAGGAAUCCAUGAACUGUGAGGCCUUUACUGUGACCCUUAUCAGCAAAGACAGACUGUGCCUCUCUAACGAAGAGCAAAUUAUCAUCCACGAUUUUAUCCUUGAAGCUACCCAGGAUGACUACGUUCUGGAAGUCCGCCACUUUCAGUGUCCUAAAUGGCCAAACCCAGAUGCUCCCAUAAGCAGUACCUUUGAACUUAUCAAUGUAAUCAAGGAAGAGGCCUUAACAAGGGAUGGCCCCACCAUAGUUCAUGAUGAGUAUGGAGCUGUGUCAGCGGGAACGCUAUGUGCCCUUACCACUCUGUCCCAGCAGCUGGAGAACGAAAAUGCUGUUGAUGUUUUCCAGGUGGCAAAGAUGAUAAAUCUUAUGCGGCCUGGAGUAUUUACAGACAUUGAGCAGUACCAGUUUCUUUAUAAGGCAAUGCUAAGCUUAGUCAGCACUAAGGAAAAUGGAAACGGUCCCAUGACACUGGACAAAAAUGGUGCUGUGAUGGCCAGUGACGAAUCUGAUCCCGCAGAAAGCAUGGAGUCUCUUGUCUAAUUGGAAACCUGAAAAGGCACUUAAUUUGUAGAACUUCUGAAGACUGAGUGAACUUUUUUGAGGCCUUUUUUGCCAGACUCUAGGUUAUACAAUAACCCAAUUACUUUUUUACACUGAUAAAAGUUUUGAUAUUUAUUUUUUGCCAUUUUAUGUCUUAAUGGUAUCCUACUGAGCAUUUGCACCUCUGUUUAUUUCACACAGUGAAACGCAAUUUUAUCUAGUUUGCACUAUAUGAUCAGUGUUACUGCCUAUAAUAUCCUAAUACAAGACAAGCCCUGAUGUGACAUUCCAUGACAACAAACAUACGCUUUUUCCGUUUUGUUUAAAUGCAGUGAAGUUUUGCUAACUACAGUGAUCCUCAAAUCUUAAAUCUUGAAUGCUAGGCCAGGUGGAGUCUUUCUACAACAGAUACUGUACCCCUUCAUACCAUAUUUAUUAUUUUAAUGAUCACGUCACAGUUUUGGUAUCGGUAUUCUGCAUUCCAGUGGAGUGGAUGAGCAGUGUUCAUCCUUUCUUAACAAAACGUGGCAGGUGAUUAUGAGCUACAGUGAAGGUGUAAUAGCCUUGUGGAGCUGAAACAAUUAUUUCUGUAUUGUUUCAAAUCGCUGUUUUGUACACUUACAGGCCCAAGACUUGCUUCACAUGGAAUAUAUAAAUUACAUACAAUAUAAUUCUAAAUUAGAUGCAAUUCAUAUGUGGGACACAGUGAUAGGUUUUGAAUUUACAAUUGCGAAGUUUCCCCAUGUAUUCAGAAAAAUGUCGAUUUUAGUUUUUAACCAGCCCUAUGAUAGGAAAGUACUUUGGUUUUAUUCUCAUCAGAGCCAAUAC
Messenger RNA from Pygoscelis adeliae (Adelie penguin), 4914 nucleotides. RefSeq names its product protein tyrosine phosphatase, receptor type, G (gene PTPRG). The transcript has 29 exons. NCBI's taxonomy places the organism in Eukaryota, Metazoa, Chordata, Aves, Sphenisciformes, Spheniscidae. Gene Ontology annotation, molecular function: protein binding; protein tyrosine phosphatase activity. The annotation marks the transcript as partial. The record is from RefSeq and is a predicted model, not a curated record. Gene Ontology annotation, biological process: protein dephosphorylation.